This is a messenger RNA of Oryzias latipes (Japanese medaka), 2214 nucleotides long. RefSeq names its product G protein-coupled receptor kinase 7b (gene grk7b). Gene Ontology annotation, molecular function: rhodopsin kinase activity; ATP binding. Gene Ontology annotation, cellular component: cytoplasm. The record is from RefSeq and is a predicted model, not a curated record. Gene Ontology annotation, biological process: protein phosphorylation; signal transduction; regulation of signal transduction. NCBI's taxonomy places the organism in Eukaryota, Metazoa, Chordata, Actinopteri, Beloniformes, Adrianichthyidae.
AUAAGUUGCUUUCCCUGCGUGCCCAUCUUUGCACAAACGUGCAAAGGCACUUAGCAGGAGCCAAAUCCCUGAGCGGCGUGUGGACAUGGAGGAUGUUCACCAAGCAGGUGCUGCCAGCGCUCACUUGUGCCCAAUGAUUUGCAAGAUGGAUGUCCUCAAGUCUUGUCAUUUGUCUGCUGCCUUUCAACAUGCCACAUGAUUCACCCCCUAAGGCUGACCCGGCAGGGCUGGAGAGUCUGGUGGUGAACACGGCUUACCUCAAGGGACAACAGGCCGGCCGCAAUGAGCAGAGGAUGCGAAGAGAAUCCCUGACGCUGCCCAACCCAAAGAAAUCGACUGCUCCCCGGGCAGGGGCCGAGAAAAGCUACGAGUGGCUGUGUGAGCUGCAGCCCAUCGGGAGGAAGCUUUUCCUGCAGUUCCUCAUGACCUCUGACCCCCAGAGGGCAGCCGCUGCAGUGUUCCUGCAGGAGCUAGACGACUGGAGCUUUGCUGAGGACGCAACAAAAGAGAAGGUCAGACAAAGGAUACUUGCCAAGUUCUGUCAUCCUCAGUCUCAGACGUUUCUGUCUUACCUCACAGAAGACUCAAACCUGUGCAGGACCUUGUCAGUCAAAAGCCUUGAUGAGGAAACAGUUCAGAAGAUAACAAAUGCAACAAAGGACUUCCUGAAGGGUAAACCUUUCCUGGAAUACUUGAAGAGCCCCCAUUUCUACAGGUUUCUGCAGUGGAAGGAGUGUGAGAGGCAGAAGAUUACUGACAAGUACUUUUAUGAGUUCAGGACUUUGGGAAGAGGAGGCUUUGGUGAGGUUUGUGUUGUGCAGGUGAAGUACACAGGCCACAUGUACGCCUGCAAGAAGCUGGACAAGAGACGUCUGAAAAAGAAAAGCGGGGAGAGGCUGGCCCUUCAGGAAAAGCAGAUCCUGGAAAAGGUUAACAGCCCCUUCAUCGUAAACCUGGCUUACGCCUACGAAAGCAGGACUCACCUGUGCCUGGUCAUGGACCUGAUGUCUGGAGGAGACCUCAAGUUUCACAUCUAUGAGUUGGGGGAGAGAGGCAUCCGCAUGGAGCGUGUAGUUUACUACACCGCACAGAUAAUCUCCGGCAUCCUCCACCUGCACUCCAUGGACAUUGUGUACCGGGAUAUGAAGCCGGAGAAUGUGCUGCUGGACGGCAAAGGACAGUGCCGAGUGUCCGACCUCGGAUUGGCUGUGGAGCUGCCGAACGGGAAAAUGAUCUGCCAGAGGGCUGGAACAACAGGUUACAUGGCUCCUGAGGUUCUCAAGCAGGAGUACUACCGCACGUCUGUGGACUGGUGGGCUCUGGGCUGCAGCAUUUAUGAGAUGGUUGCCGCUCGCUUGCCUUUCAGAGACUUCAGGGAAAAAGUCCAGAACACUGAGGUUACUCGUCGUACUCUGGAGGACGACUGCAAGUUUGAAGACAAACGAUUUGAUUCUCCAACGAAGGAAAUCAUUGUCCAGUUCCUCAGGAAGAAGGUUGCACAUCGCCUCGGGUGCCGCAAGGGGGACGACCCACGAAACCACUCAUUUUUCAAGAACAUCAACUUCCACCGGCUGGAAGCAGGGCUGGUGGAGCCCCCCUGGGUGCCGAAGGCCAACGUGGUCUACGCCAAAAACAUCGAGGACUGUCGGGACAACUCUGAUGUGAGGGAUGUAGAACUGAACUGCAAGGACGAGAAGUUCUUUAAGGAGUUCAGCACGGGUGCUGUUCCCAUCCGAUGGCAAAGGGAAAUCAUUGACAGUGGAUUGUUUGAUGAACUGAACAACUCCCAAAUGAACGGGAAUUGCCACAAAACUGUUUGGAUUUCUAGGAUGUGCAUCAUUUUGUGAGCUAAACUAAGCUGGAAGUUGAGGUUCUUGAAAGUUUUUGUUGGAAAAACACGUGCCUGUUUGAAUUGCAUUGCUAAAGUCUCUCUUCUAAAUGAGUAAGUAAAGCAAACAUAACUUAAAUUAAAGCUGCGAGCGGCAUUGUAUGGUACCCGCCCUUCCCGCCUCCAUCUAAGAUGCCCUCUUGUAAAAAUUAUGCAAGCUCAGGGAAACGCCACUUUUGCAAGCUCUCCACGCUAAUGCCAAUCAAAAUCUACAACUCAGUUUUACAUCAAGUAGCUUCUCAAUGAGGCUCGAGGAGUUAACCCUUGUGCUAUCCUAGGCACUUUAACAUUGGGAGUUGGGUCAUCUAGACCCACUAGACAGUGCG